Aspergillus ochraceoroseus IBT 24754 is the source of this 744-nucleotide messenger RNA. RefSeq lists its product as uncharacterized. The record is from RefSeq and is a predicted model, not a curated record. NCBI's taxonomy places the organism in Eukaryota, Fungi, Ascomycota, Eurotiomycetes, Eurotiales, Aspergillaceae. The transcript is spliced from 2 exons. Bases 1 to 744 code for a protein of 247 amino acids.
AUGGAUCAACAUGAGCCUUUACAUGGAUCCUGUCACUGUGGUCGCAACCAAUAUCUGAUUCGAAUUCCUGACGAUGUGACCGAACACGCCCGUAUCUACUUCGAUAGCGGCCGGGACAAUCGGAGAUUCUACGGCACCCCUCUCACCGCAUGGCUCCGGGUUCCCUUGACCUGGUACCAGUCUCAUACCCAGUCGUACUUUCCGGAUGAAACUCACAGAACCAUCCGUCGCAUCUUCUCCCCCCACAAUGCACCCCAUACGCAGCGUGUGUUCUGUGGGGUUUGCGGAACGCCACUCACUUACUGGAGUGAGAUUCCUCAGGGAGAGUCUGACUAUAUGUCUGUAACUAUUGGCAGUCUGCGCGGUGAUGAUCAACGGAUGCUGGAGGAUCUAGAGCUUCUCCCCACAUCGGAUGAAUCGGAAGAGUCGACAGCAGAGCCAAAUUCAUCUUCUCAGUCGUCGACUGUCGCUGUUCCGUCUGCUGGGCUUGAAUCAGGCUUGACUCGGACUUAUAGAGAAGGAACAACGGGCGGAAUUCCAUGGUUUGAGGAGAUGAUCGAGGGCAGUAAAUUGGGCCGAUUGAUGAAAACGAGACGUGGAGUUGGGGUUAGUGAUGACCAAUCGACAACUAUAGAAUGGGAGGUCAGCGAGUGGACUGAUGCCGGACCAGGGGAAGGAGGGAGCUCAACAGUGCAAGCUGUUGGAAAAAGGAAACGUGGACAGCAUCAAAAUACUGAGGGUUGA